AUGAGCAUUCUUGCUGGUGACCACUUUGGUGCUCCCUUCCUCCCCGUGCUCUCACCACCUCUUACGGACGACGAAGUCCGCGCUCUCAUCGCCCAGGCCGCCGCCGACAACGCCGCAGAGGAGGCCGCCAAGAAGCUCGCUGAGAAGCCCGCCAAGAUGAAGACCAAGAAGCGCGCCCACAAGGGCGCCUAG
Molecule: messenger RNA, 192 nt
Organism: Colletotrichum chrysophilum
Lineage: Eukaryota; Fungi; Ascomycota; Sordariomycetes; Glomerellales; Glomerellaceae
Exons: 2
Coding region: 1-192 (63 amino acids)
Source: RefSeq, a predicted model, not a curated record